Messenger RNA from Zophobas morio, 1842 nucleotides. Its product is annotated as tropomyosin-2. Gene Ontology annotation, cellular component: actin filament. Gene Ontology annotation, biological process: muscle contraction; actin filament organization. The coding region runs from base 78 to 1244 and encodes 388 amino acids. The record is from RefSeq and is a predicted model, not a curated record. The transcript is spliced from 8 exons. Lineage: Eukaryota; Metazoa; Arthropoda; Insecta; Coleoptera; Tenebrionidae. Gene Ontology annotation, molecular function: actin filament binding.
UCGACUUUCAGUAGUCGUAGUGCAACCAAAAUGGCUGCGUUGGAAUGUGAUCCAGCAGCGAAGACGUCUAAGUGACGAUGUCUCAAAGGGCCGGCCCGGGCAACCCGAGGAAAAGGGGGCACCAACACCAUCCUCGCAAUGACAGCAACAGACGGAGGGCCGCCCUGGACCAGCCCCCCCCUGCCGACCCGCCACUGAGCCCCUACAGUGCGAAACAAAAUGUGAUGCAAAGUGCCUCGAAGCCCCCAGCUUGUGAUAGCGAAGUGAUAGAUUUGACCAAUGACGACGAGGCGAGCGACAAGGUGCGCAAGGACGAGCGGAACGAGAGGCUGAGGAAGCCCCCCCAGGUGGGGGACAUGUCGACGGUGUACCGGCCGGCGGCCGAGGGCUCCAGCCAGAGCGACCAGGAGGAAGUGGAGGACCCGGAGAUCGAGGAGCUGUCGAAGUUGAGGUGCACGUCGGAGCGGACGGAGGUCGUGGCCGAGAGGGAGACGAGGAGGAGAGGACGCAGGUGCGCCGACUACCCGGGGUUGGCCUUCGCCAGUUCCAUCUUCAGCUCGGACACCCUGAUCAAGUUUUCCAUCAUCCGGAAUGAGCUGCACAAUAUCAUGAAUACUCAGUUAAAGAGGGCUGAAUCGGAAGUCGCCGCCCUCAACCGUCGCAUUCAGCUCUUAGAAGAAGACUUGGAACGUUCGGAAGAACGUCUGGCCACUGCCACUGCCAAAUUGGCGGAAGCUUCCGCCGCCGCCGAUGAAAGCGAAAGGAUACGCAAAGCCUUAGAAAACAGGACCAACAUGGAAGACGACAGAGUAGCCAUAUUGGAAAACCAACUGGCUCAAGCUAAACUCAUAGCCGAAGAGGCCGACAAAAAAUACGAAGAGGUUGCCAGAAAGUUGGUUCUAAUGGAGCAGGACCUGGAGCGAGCCGAAGAGCGGGCCGAGCAGAGCGAAAGCAAAAUCGUAGAGCUUGAGGAGGAACUUCGCGUCGUUGGCAACAACUUGAAGUCGCUUGAAGUGUCUGAGGAGAAGGCGGCUGUUACCAGAGAACAUAGCGAGGAUAAAAUCCGUUCCAUCUCUGAUAAACUGCGUGAAGCUGAGGCUCGCGCUGAGUUUGCUGAACGUUCCGUACAGAAACUGCAAAAGGAGGUCGACAGAUUAGAAGACGACCUGUUGGCAGAAAAGGAAAAGAACAAACUUUUGUCUGACGAGAUGGAAGCUACAUUGCAUGAUAUCCAAAAUAUGUAAAACCAAUUCAGUACUGUCAACAUUCCUGCCUUGCAUUCCCCUCCAUCAACAAUAAAAUCCAGGCUAAGACGCAAUCGGAGACCAUUUACCCGUGCUUAUUGCAAAUCAGAAAAAUACUAAUCAUUACAACCGUGUGAUAGCACAAUAAGCACAAUUAUAUAGGACAGGCAUUAAAUUUUUUUCCCACGGUCGAUGUUAACGAAGUCUGCGAUCUCUUUCUUGGUUCGUUGCAAUAUUGGUCAACACUGCCACUCGGAGGCCACAAACUUAGUCGCUUCGUUAAUAUCGUCGAAAUUAUGCCGUUUGUUUAUUGUAUAUUUUCGGAAUUUAGUGGGCACGUAGAUGGAAGGACUCCGGGCUUAUACACAUAUUUUUUAAUUAUUUAUGUAAUAUAUUAUUAAUAAUUUAUAAGACAGACGACGUGGUUUUUGGGUUUACAGCUGGUUUAUUUCGAGUCCUUGCAUGUACGCGCGCUUCAUUUUUUACGGUAAUGUUGAUUUGAUGUAGUAUUAUAGUCUAAAGCAAUUUAUAUUAAAGUCUGUUUAUCUCUAACUGCGAUGUAAGCUAAUAUGAAUUAUAUGAUGUGUUUUUUAUUUUU